Messenger RNA from Mus pahari (shrew mouse), 2349 nucleotides. Its product is annotated as cytochrome b-245 chaperone 1. Bases 271 to 834 code for a protein of 187 amino acids. The record is from RefSeq and is a predicted model, not a curated record. The transcript is spliced from 7 exons. NCBI's taxonomy places the organism in Eukaryota, Metazoa, Chordata, Mammalia, Rodentia, Muridae.
UUGUUCUCUCCUACUCAUUCUCCUACCGGUCCCUCGGUUGCCUGCAUAGGUGCGUGUCCUGCAACUUUUCGGGAUCCGACCAGCUGUGCCCUGUGCGGGUCAUCGUUUGCGGAUCUGGACCGGGCGCAAGGCAGAUUGAGCAAACCGGGCGUGUGCACUCCGGAGGGAACGGGCCGCUAGUGGAGCUAGUUGGUAACUGAAGCCAGAGGGAGGCUUCAGCUGUGUUUUUCCAAGCCUGGUCGGCUGUGCAGUGGAGCCCAGGUUCCAAGAAUGUAUAUGCAGGUGGAGACACGCACCAGCACCCGCCUCCAUCUGAAGAGGGCUCCAGGCAUCCGGUCUUGGUCCCUGCUGGUCGGAAUAUUAUCCACGGGCCUGGCUGCUGCCUAUUACAGUGGAGAUAGUCUGGGCUGGAAGCUCUUCUAUGUCACAGGCUGCCUAUUUGUGGCUGUACAGAACUUGGAAGACUGGGAGGAGGCCAUUUUCAACAAGAGCACUGGGAAGGUCAUCUUAAAAACAUUCAGCCUCUACAAGAAGCUGCUGACUCUUCUCAGAGCAGGCCACGAUCAAGUGGUGGUCCUGUUGAAAGACAUCCAGGAUGUGAAUGUGGAGGAGGAAAAGGUCCGUUACUUUGGGAAGGGCUACAUGGUGGUGCUCCGGUUUGCAACAGGCUUCUCCCACCCCCUCACUCAGAGUGCAGUCAUGGGCCGACGAAGUGAUGUGGAAGCCAUUGCCAAACUCAUCACUAGCUUCUUGGAGCUGCACCGUCUGGAGAGCCCCUCGGAACGGUCACAGAGCAGUGACAGUGAACCUGAUGGCCCUGGUGGCCAGAGCUGACAGUGUGGACUGGCUGCUGGUAAAUGUUACCCACUUCUGAUGCAUCUCCAACUGACUUGACAAUUGUAAGGAUACAGGCAGAUCUUGGGCACCCACCUGUGCCUUGGGCAGUUCUACUAUGGGCCACCUGCCUUUUGCUUGUUUACGCUUCUACACUUUGCAGAACCUUGGGCUAGACCUCUGCUACAACCCAGAAAGGUUGAAUCUCUCAGGAUGCAGGGUGUGGAUGCUACAUCUAGGGGAAGGGCCAGGUCUCAGAAAUGAGUGCCUUCUCCAGAGUUACUCUGCAGCUCUGGGCUGGGCAGCGCAGCCUGGUCUGGAUAAGCUCACCCGAGGGCAAUCUGAAGCAGAAGAUGCCAAGCUCUCUUCAGCAUAGGCCUAGUGCCUGCCUUGGAGACGCCUUGCCAUUCCAGGCUACUGUAAGCAAGACUCCAUUUCUAGUGAGUGAGACACCUACAUGCAUGUGGGUGGACCUGCUCCUGUUCACAGUGAUGUCUGCUCUCCCUGACUAUCCCUCAAGAUGGACACUCUCGGUGGUCAGGGGCUUUCCUGAAGGCAACUCUGGAUGCCGGACGCCUGGCUACAGAACUCUCAGAGGAAUCAGAGUGCUGUUGACUACCCAGUCCCUUCUUAGACCACUUGUCUGAGAGCCCAGCAGUGUUGGAGCCCAGCUGUCAGGAAUGGAAGGCUCUCCCAACCCAACCUGGGAAGAAACUACUGGUGGAGGAAAGGUCACCUCUUUUGGCAUCCUUCAGCCUUUAAGACCCGGGGGAUCCUUUAUAGAAACUAAGUCUUAGCUUUUCGAGCCUUGAAAAGACCUGAAGAAAAUAGGCAUGUGGAGACAGCCCAAUAAAUCCCAGUGUUGAGAAGUGCAGCGGGAAGAACGUUCAAGGCCAGCCUGGGCCAUGGCCUCUUCUAAGAAAAGUUGGUACCAACCACUAAUGGUCCUUUUCUGCUCUUCUAGUCUCCUUCUGAGUGGACUCAAGUCACUCAAAAGUACAUUGUUUACUAAGUUCCCAGCCUGGCCUCUAGGCCUAGAAGCUGUGGGUCGCUGGUCUACACAGUUCCUCAAAGCUGCAUACCCAUACCUCAUCAGGUAGAACUGGGGAAUUGAAGAGUUAUAUAGACAGAGGAGUUAAGGCAGCCUGGAGGCCACUGUACCUAGGCUGAACACAGUAGUUAGGCAAGAACUAUGAACAGGUCUUCUGAAGUGACUGCCACUAGUCCUGACUUGGGGAAUAUGGUCCCUUGAACAUGCCAAAGUGAGCUUUUUAAGUGGUUAAGUUAGAUUUCUCUCCCCAGAUGAAACGUGAACUAUAGCUUGUUGGUUUUUGGCUUGUUGCCUAUCGACUCUUAAGGUACUUUAGACAAGAGAGGAAGGUGUCUGAGGUGCUGUCAUAGACUCACUCCCAGGUGACGGCAUUCAAUUCUCUAUGGUGGUAAAAAGCUGAUUAGAAGCCGGGCGUGGUGGCGCACACCUUUAAUCCCAGCACUCUGGAGGCAGAGGCAGGCGGA